UUGAUUGGCAGCUCUUAUGCUCUCAAAUGCUAUGCUUGCACCUUCUCCUACAAUGAAAUCUAUGACUUAGAUCAUAAAGAUGACGGUUGGUGCACGAACGAGUCACUGGUUUUAUUCGACUCAGAAGAGACUUCGAAAACGUGUGCCCCAUGGGAAAAGUUCUGUGUGACAGCCGUGACUACCAUCAACACCGUCUUCACCUCAGUUAGUAGAGGAUGUGGUGAGCGAUGUAGUGAGCUAUGUGAAUCAGACGGAUAUGGACAUAAUCAGGUCAAUUGUGACGAUUGCUGUGAAGCUGACUUCUGCAAUGCAAAUUUUUCCGUUCAAUACUAUCAAGAAUUAAUGGCUAGACAAUACACAUCAUGGAUUACGCCGCUGCCUGGUGAAUUAGCAUGGAAUAGAAAAUCAGGACUACGAUUCCCAUAUUAG
Molecule: messenger RNA, 429 nt
Organism: Auanema sp. JU1783
Lineage: Eukaryota; Metazoa; Nematoda; Chromadorea; Rhabditida; Rhabditidae
Source: the annotation of a GenBank genome assembly